CACCUGCACCACCGUCUCGGACACCGCCUCACUCGGCAGCGACAGCAGCAGCGAGUAGAGCGCACGAUGGUCCCGCCGCGCGACCCCUCGCCCUCGGCGUCCGGCAGCUCUCCACCCGCAGGCGUCUCCUCCCUGCGCGCCCGCUUCGAAGCACUCGGCAGCGCUGCGCCUCGCUCGAGUGCCUUCCCAUCGGCCACGCAUGCCUCGCAUGCAUCUAGCUCGCAGCAUGCAGCGCGCGUCUCGAGCUCGAGCUCGGCCACAGCGCAUGCCUCGGCAGGCACGGGCGGCUCGCAUGCGCCCAUGCUCUCGCCGAGCCUCUCGAUCAGCAGCGCAUCCUCACGCAGCGCGCCGAGGGGUCCGAGAGCGCCUUCGCCGCUGCUCUCGCCUGCUGCUCCAUUUUCUGCUUCUCCUGCAUCGUCUGCGGCGCCAGUGGCAAGACAAGCGCCGGGACAGGCGGCGGACCAGGCACGGAGAUCGCCGCUCCCUUCGCCUUCGUACCUCUCCUCGCAUUCCCAGUCGCAAGGGCAGAGCUACGCGAGCUCGAGCCGCGAGCCUUCGCCUGCGCUCUCGUCAGCUAGAACUUCUUCGCCGCACUCGACGCAACGAGCACCAGCUCCUUCACCGGCGGCGGCAGCGGCGCCGGCGUCGCGAGAUUGGCGCACCGCACCAGCGCCAGCAGCCUCCUCGUCUCCAUCAGUCUCAGCCGCUUCAGCCCCGGCUUCCUCAGCCUUAGCAGCGGUACCACCGCCACCGCCUACUCGCCCCUCGAUGCCAGCACGCACAGCGCCGCAAGAAGUGUCAGCCGCGACGCUCGCCGGCGUACGUGCUGCGCUCGCCUGGGCUGACUCUGGCGGCAGCGGGGGCGCAAACGGAACCUCAGGGGUCGAGAGCGGGAGCAGAGCCGCGGUGGGAGGAGCAGGGGCAGUGGCCAUCCCGGCGAGUAGCGCACCCAUGACGGCAGAGCAGAGGAUACUGGCGGCUGCUGCGGCGCCUGCGGUGCCGGCACGACCACGGCUGGAAGUGGAGGGGAUGGCUGCUUCGGCGAGUUCCGCGCCCUCAGCUCUGGAGGCUGCGCCUGCUGCUUCUAUCUAUCGAGCACUUCCGCCGCCUCCUUCGCAUCCAAGCAGUGCGACUGCUUCCAGCAGCAAGUCAUCCUCGCACUCGCACUCGCUGUUGCAUCCGCAUCUUCCCUCCGGCGUCAGUCACCUCCUCCCGCCGUCGCUGCGUCCGUCAGGUGGCGCAACACUCUCUCGUUCCGCGCCUCCGACAGCGGCUGCAUCACCGAGCCGGAGCGCUUCGUCUUCAGCCUCAUCCGAUGAGGAAGAAGACGAGGAAGAGGACCUCCCGCCAGCUCCGCACAGCGCGGAUGCAUCGCCGUCUUCUCUGCCCAUGGAUCUGCCCCCUCUCCCACCACCUCCCUCCUCUCGCGCUCGACUGGCCGCACAUCUUUCCCUCUCUUCGCCCGCACGGCAUACAGGCGCCGCCUCCGUCUUUGCCUCUUCCCUGCCCGACGCUUCACAUUCCAAUCGACGCGCUCCUGAGAUCAAGAGCAGCAGCACGCGCAUCAAGCAUCUCUCCCUCUCAGCACAGCGCGGCACAACGUUGCUCGUCGCGCAGCACGGGCACGCGGGCGUUCGCCUCCUUCGCGCAGGUGUGCCCGAGGGCAGAAUGACGCUGUGCGAGCCCGGAGUCGCAUGUGCGCUGCUGUUGAUGCAGAACGAAGCGUGGGUGGCGCUCAAGGAUGGCACGCUUGCGGCGCUCGGCUUGAAGGAGGAGACGAUGUUGAGAAGAGUUGGACUGCACGGAGAGGCGGUGCGCAAGAUGUGGAGCACGAAUAAGGGAGUGGUGGUGAUUGACGAAGGCGGCAAGAUCAGCGUCUGGCCCUCGUCCGGCGCAGAGCCAACGCUAGACGUGCCGCGCAUCACGCAGCGUGUGCCCUUGGAUCGCCUCAGUCUGCCCUUGUUGAUCGGGCAUCAACUCUGGAUCUGCAGCGCCGACGCAGGUCGUACGAUUGGCGCUGCGGCGCUGGGCGGCAAGAGCGCAGGCGUGCGCAUCCGCAUGUACAACCCGCUCGAGGAGAAUAUGCCGUUCAACGCCACUUCGAGACCGUGCUUCCUGCCCACCGAGAUGGCUGCGGGCGUAGGUGCCGUGGUCGGUGGCACGACAGUGGUGGGCAAAGACGAGGCGUGGCUUGCACACGAGAGCGGCCAUAUCUCCAUCUGGUCACGAACGACGCAUACCUGCCUGGCCGUGCAGCGAGUCCUCUCCCAUUCCAUCUGCGCCAUCCUAGGCGUCCACAAGACGCUCUGGCUCGGAUCUCGCGACGGCUCCAUCCACGUGCUAGACGUGUAUGCUCCCUCUCCCUUCCGCGUGCUCAAGCGCUGGAACAGCGGCGAGCCCGUGCUUCACCUCAACAUCGAUGCCUCGCGUCUGGCGCAGAACGAGCUCGUCGUGCUUGCGUCUGGACCGGAAGGCAUACGCGCAUACGAUGGCCUCCUGCACGUCGAUUGGAUCGAGAGGAACCUUUGCAAGCCGAGCAUGCAAGCGAGAUACUCGACGCAGCGCGAAUUGCAGGUGUUUGCCGUCACCUACAACGUGGAUGCUGCAGCGCCGAGCGCCUUUGAGACGCCAAGUAGCGUGGGCUGGCUACACGACAUGCUCGUCGCGGCAGGCAAGCCAGACGUCAUCGUGUUCGGCUUCCAAGAGCUGAUCGACCUCAGUGAUCACCGCCUCGGCGCCAAGUCGUUGCUGCUCGGCAAGCGAGCAAAGACGGCUCCGGAUCUGGCAGCGCGCAUCUCCAGCCAAUACGCAGCCUGGGCGGCGCGCACGACUGCCGCUGUGCGAGCUGCGUUUGCAGAGCACUACGAGGUGCUGCCUGGUAGUCCGAUCUUCCUUGUCGGGCUGUGGCAGAUGGUCUUUGUGAGAGGCGAGGAGGUGGGCAAGGUCAGACACGCUGCUGCUGCCACGGUCAAGACGGGCUUCAAGGGACGCACAGGCAACAAGGGCGCCACGAUUACGCGCUUCUCCAUCGACGACACGAGCUUUGCCUUUGCCAAUUGCCAUCUCGCGGCCGGACAGUCCAAGGUCAAGCAGCGCGUGGCGGAUGUCGCAGACAUCAUGGAGGCGACGCCAUUCGACGGAGCCCUCUCCGACGUCGAUGUCUUCGUCAACGGUGGCGAUGGGGCCAUGCUCUUGGACCAUUCUGUCGUCUUGUUCAGUGGAGAUCUGAACUACCGCAUCUCGGACUCGCGCUCCAGCGUCAUCUCUCACGUCGACUCCGGCCGUCUAGACGCGCUCUUGACAAAGGAUCAACUCCUCCGCGAGCUGCGCGCCAACCCGGCCUUCCGACUUCGCGGCUUCCGAGAAGCACACAUCGGCUUUGCCCCGACGUACAAGUAUGAUCGCGGCACCUCGGACUGGGACUCUUCGACGAAAGCGAGGGCGCCCGCUUGGUGCGAUCGGAUACUUUGGUAUGAGAGGGAAAAGGAGGAUGUGAGAUGCGUCGAGUAUCGACGGUAUGAGCCGGAUGUCAGCGAUCAUCGCCCGGUAUCGGCACGCUUCAUCACGCACGUACGCAAGGUCGAGCCGUCACGACGCCGCGUAGUCAAGGCGGAUCUGGAGACGCAGUGGGAGACGUUGAGCCAGCAACGAGCUAGCGAGACGGCGGAGCACUACUUGCAUCACUUCUAGCGCAUCCUCGCGGACCGCGAGCUUGCCGAGCAGAGGCAGGCGUGCAGCUGCAAUAGAGUCCGGCUGUCACAGUCACUGAAGACCUUGGCUAGAAUCGAGAGGGGCUG
Messenger RNA from Tilletiopsis washingtonensis, 3797 nucleotides. Its product is annotated as DNase I-like protein. Gene Ontology annotation, molecular function: protein binding; phosphatidylinositol-4,5-bisphosphate 5-phosphatase activity. Lineage: Eukaryota; Fungi; Basidiomycota; Exobasidiomycetes; Entylomatales. Gene Ontology annotation, biological process: phosphatidylinositol dephosphorylation. The transcript is spliced from 10 exons. The record is from RefSeq and is a predicted model, not a curated record. The coding region runs from base 67 to 3690 and encodes 1207 amino acids.